AGGCAGGCUAGGGGGAGGUGGUUAAAGAUGCGCUCUCUCACUGCCUCUGUUUGGUCUCUACAGACACACAUCGGUGCUGGCUGUUCAUUAUGAAUGCUGUUCAUAAUCGAUGAUAAUUCAUCGUGCACGGCUCGUUUAUUUCGUGCAUUUUUUUUUAAUUUUUACAUGUUAUGAUGCUUCAGGGCGUGCAUUUGAAUCGCUGCAUGGUCGCGGGCGCAGUGCAGUUCCGAUUAUUUUUAUUGUUAUGUUGUUGUUGUUUACAUCUCUCUUUAAGAUGCGCUGCACAUGGCGAGGACAUAAAUACGGAUAAACGUUGUCAUAGAGACUCGUCUCGCAUCCAUGACAACCCGGAGCACUUUAUCACUUAUCCAAAGUGGAUCAGCCCAGCCAGAUACAAAAGAUCUCAUGAGGGCUCUAAGCAUCCAUCUGAGGCAGAGGUCAAAAUUACUGCGGGAGAAGAUCUGAUUCUACAGCUCCAGAGAAAUGAGGAGCUGUUCUCCUCUGAAUAUCAGGAAAUAUGGUACAAUCCGAAUGGAGACCGUCAGUUAUCCAGGCCUUCCAACAGGGAUCACUGUUAUUAUCAUGGGUCAGUCAAAGGGAUCCAGGGGUCAAGUUUGGUCAUCAGCACCUGUGCUGGACUCAGGGGCAUGAUAACAGUCAAUAACAGCGUGAGCUACAUGAUCGAACCGCUAGCUAACCAAACACACUCUCAGGGACAUGUCGUUUUCAACGCUCAGAGUCUGAAACUGCCAGUGGGCACCUGCGGACACUACCAUGGAGAGGGGAAUCACUCGGAAAGCCUUCAAGAGCUGAUUGAUGUCAUGGCAAAGCCUCAGCAGACCAAUAGGGGAAGAAGGGAUGUCAGCAGCAGCAUGAAAUACGUGGAGCUGAUGGUGGUGGCCGACCAUGCAGAGUUUGUGAAGCACGGUCGGGACCUUGAAAGGACCAAAACAAAGCUGCUUGAAGCAGCUAACUUUGUGGAUAAGUAUUACAAAUCACUGAACAUCCGUGUGGCUCUGAUCCAGUUGGAGAUCUGGAAUGAUCAAGACAAGAUCACUGUGACCAACAACCCCUACAGCACCCUGGGUGCGUUUCUGUCCUGGAGGAGGAAACAGCUGCCACAGCUGCCCAAUGACAACACUCAGCUAGUAACGUCAGUCCCGCUUAUCCAAUUCUCUGGCAUUAUUUUAAGAAAAGCAGAUUGUAUUGUAAAUGAGUACAGUUUGAUCUGUUUGUUUUCUCACACUCUUGACCAGCUGAAGAGUCCAGGAGCGAUGUGCCGUCCACCUUCAGGCUCCUGUGACCUGCCUGAGUACUGUGAUGGGAAAUCAGAGUCCUGUCCUGCUAACUUUUACCUGGUGGAUGGCAGCAGUUGUGCGGGUGGCAGUGCCUACUGUUACACAGGAAUUUGCCUGACGCUGGCGCAGCAGUGCCUCUCUCUCUGGGGCAAAGAUGCCUGUCCUGCUCCUGAUCUUUGCUUUACUGAGGUAAAUAAAGCAGGUGAUCCCUAUGGAAACUGUGGCAGUUUCAUGGGUACAUACAGGAAAUGCACUGAAAGGAAUGCUAAAUGUGGGAAGAUUCAGUGUCUGAGCACUGCCAGCAAGCCUUUAGAAUCCAAUGCCGUCGCCAUAGACACCAACAUCCGGAAUGGUCAACAGAAGAUCCUGUGCAGAGGGACUCAUGUGUACCAGCGCGGUCAGGGUAAUGAGGAGCAGAGUGACACCUUAGACCCAGGCCUGGUUCAGACUGGGACCAAAUGUGGGGAGAACGCGAUCUGUUUUGAAGGGGAAUGCCGCAAUGCGUCCUUCCUGCAAGCCGAUGAAUGCAGUGCCAAAUGUCAUGGCCACGGCCUUUGUAAUAAUAACCACAACUGUCAUUGUAACUCGGGUUGGGCACCACCGUUUUGUGAAGCGUUGGGUUCAGGAGGAAGUUUGGACAGUGGGCCUAUGAUCACACACAGCAACCUUUAUCUUGUUCUGGCUCUCCUGAUUCUGUUUUUCCUUCUGGGAUUGGCUGUCCUUGGUGUCUAUUGGUGCCGCUGCAGACAGAAGCGCCUUUCCACCAAAAGCCCCACCCUUCCUGCUACCCAAAUAUGCAUCAAUGUUCCAGACACCCCUGACACUAAAAGUCACACCACGGGUCACGCCAACCCAGUGUUCCUGCCAAAGAAAUCUCAUGCUGAUGAACAGGCCAGUCCUCGAGCGAGUCCUACAGGUCCACCCAGAUCCAGACAUUCUGUCGUUCAACCCACUGUGAAACCACCUCAAAUCCCAGCCUACACUGCACACAAGCAGAGUUUACAGCAUUCAGAGUCACCCCAGCCAUCUCCAUCAGCACCCCCCAAAACAAGACCGCUACCACCCAACAGACCCCCUCCACCCCGUCCCAUAACCAAACCCUCCCAGCCUGCUGAGAUGCUGCCUAAGAAUGGCGUGCCAGUGUUACCAGCCAUGUUGCAGAAAGGGAAAUCCAAUCUGAUGCCCCCUUCUGGGCCUUUUCAAAAUGUCAGGUUCCAAAGGGAAGUUUCUGGAAAGAGCUUAGUUGCAGUGAAGCCUAUUGGAGCGCUGUAUUGAUCAACUCUGCACCUUUAAGAUGUCCUUAAGAGUGACCAAUCAAACUGUCUCACUCAUAGUGAUGCCCGCCUUAUUGACUUUAACACAGAAUGAAGGAUACCUUCCAACUUUUUUCAGGGGGUGCCGUUCCACUACUCCUGUGCCAUAUGUUGCAUUUGCUUUUUUAUGUCUAUUUAUUACAGAGACCUCAGAGAAAAGAAAAACAAAAAACUAGGAAGUAUGGCAUUAUAAUCCAAUAAGAGCAUGGGUCAUCUGAAAGAAUAUCUUGCACCGAGAAUAUGAAAUGUAAAUUUUUGCACGCAGUAGUAAAACAUUGUAAGUAAGUGCAUUAUAUACAUAGAAUGAACUGGAAAAUUGGAGCAGAUUUGUCUAGUCUUGAACUAACUUGCACUGUCAGUCCAAUUUAGUUCAGUACUAUGGAUAAUCUGUACUCAGGAAAUAGCUCUGGAAAGGGAUAUAUAAAAAAAGAUAAAAUAUUGUUUUCAUAGCAAUAAUAAUUCAAAUACUCAUAUGAAUUGUAUAGCACUGGGUUAAAUUCUGUGUAGUCAUAUAAUAUGUAUAGUAUGUACUGUAUAAGAAGUUAAAAAAAUAGUCUGUCUUGAAGGGUGUUUGCGAUGAUGGUGGACAAGAAAGGGUUAAAAUCACAUAUGGUGCUUUGUUUUUGAAAUCUUAAAUGAGAGAAACAAAUAUUCUCUAACUACCUUUUUAGAUAACGCUUGACUAAAUGUUCUGUUUAAUACGGGCAUUAACCAAGGAAUGUAUUUAGGUUUAAAGGACCUAUAAACAUCUAAAUCUGUACCUUACGUUUUUUUUUCCUUUGGUUGUCAGUUAUUUGGGGGGAAAAAAUCUCUGGACAAUUCAUUAUAAUUUCUCCUUUCAUAAUGUUUUAUGACCUACUAUGACCAAUGUACUGGUUUUCUGUCAGAUUUCUCAUGUUGUAGUUAAACGUAUUUAUUCAUACUGUUAAAUUUUAAAAUGCAAUGAUGCCUUAAAUUUGGGUUUACAUGAAUGUUAUUUUAUUGAUAAUAAUGUUUAUCAUGGAAGUGUGGAUGUAUUGUGGAUGUAAAGGUGGCUUGAUAAUGCACACUGCAUAGGAAGUCAGAAAAAGUCACUGUCAUUUUUUAUUUGGCUUAAUUUUAGUUUCUUUAUUAAAAAAUAAAAAUGUUGUCCUAUGCAAAAUGCUGUAAUACUGUGCCUUC
This is a messenger RNA of Sinocyclocheilus grahami, 3772 nucleotides long. Its product is annotated as disintegrin and metalloproteinase domain-containing protein 19-like. The record is from RefSeq and is a predicted model, not a curated record. Gene Ontology annotation, molecular function: metalloendopeptidase activity. Lineage: Eukaryota; Metazoa; Chordata; Actinopteri; Cypriniformes; Cyprinidae. The transcript is spliced from 20 exons. Gene Ontology annotation, biological process: membrane protein ectodomain proteolysis. Bases 171 to 2573 code for a protein of 800 amino acids.